This is a messenger RNA of Gossypium raimondii (Peruvian cotton), 921 nucleotides long. RefSeq lists its product as uncharacterized. NCBI's taxonomy places the organism in Eukaryota, Viridiplantae, Streptophyta, Magnoliopsida, Malvales, Malvaceae. The record is from RefSeq and is a predicted model, not a curated record. The coding region runs from base 1 to 921 and encodes 306 amino acids. Gene Ontology annotation, biological process: shoot system development; root development. The transcript has a single exon.
AUGGCAGCCUUACCUCCCAUCUCUGAUGUACAUCAACCCGUUAGGUCGAUUAGUUUACCCUCCAGGGUCCAUCCCACUUGUGUUAAACUUGAAGCCGCACUUAACCAUCUAAAAGCCUGGAAAACAUCCUCAAUUUCAACCAGUACUGCUGGUUUUUCCGGUGAGACCAUUCGGAUUGGUCUAGUUGACCUUGCAGAUUUGUAUAACUGUGUCCGAGAAACCAUCACCUCUCCUCAAACCCAAAGAUCACUUGUUCAGUAUCAAAACGGGAGACUCGUAGAAGAGGCAUUAGAUGAGUCCGUCACAUUUCUAGACACUUGUGGCAAAGCUAGGGAUCUAUUGUUGGCGAUGAAACAACAUGUACAAACCCUUCAAUCGGCUCUACGCCGAAGACGUGGAGAUUCAAGCAUUGAAACUCAAAUUGCAGCUUACAUCAACUUCAGGAAGACGGUAAAAAAGGAAGUAGCCAAGUGCCUUGGAGCAUUGAAGAAAUUAGAACGCAGAUUCGUUUCCUCGUCCACACCCUUGGAUGUAGACCCUCAUCUGCUAAUGGUGGUCAAAGUCCUAAGAGAAACAACCUCCAUUACCAUCUCUGUUUUUCAAUCUCUCCUGCUCUUCCUGUCAGUUCCUUCGAUGAAGACAAGGGUUGGAGGAUGGUCAAAGAUUACAAAAUUAAUUCCAUUACUUUCAUCUGAAAGAGAGCACAAGGUGAUAAAUGAAGUUGGGGCCGUCGAUCUUGCUUUCUGCUCCAUCAACGGACAGUUGAAGAAUGGUGGUGGCAUGGUCGAAGUAGACAUGUUGCAGAGGACUUUGAAGGCUGUCGGUGCCACCAUUGAUGGCUUUGAAACUGGAUUAGAUUGCGUUUUUAGGUGUCUAGUUCAAAACAGGGUCACUUUUCUCAACAUCAUCACUCAUCAGUGA